CGCGUCGAAUGUCGUGCAUAGACCUUCAAAAUUGUAGUGUAUAAGGUUUAACUAAUUAUGAUUUACUCAUUUUUGGCGACUGUGACUGUGGUGGUACUAGCCAUCCAAGUCCCACGUCCCAUAGAUGGGGCUUGUACAAAUGGAAUUGUUUGUUUGUCAGCCACCAAUUACGCCUUCUGUAUUUCUAACACCCUAGUGGGCAACUACUCUUGCAGCGAUGGGCAGGAAUGCGUUGAAGGUCAAAGCUAUGCGUGUCAAGAAGCACAGACAACUGUGUCUACAGUGGCGCCAAUAACACCUCCAGCAGAGUGUACAAGCGUUAGUAAAUACCCUGCCCAAAAUUGCAAUCAAUAUUACGAAUGCGUGUCAUUCCUCUGGUUCUGGUACAGUUUAAAUUUGGUAAAUUGUUCUUCUGGACAAGCCUUCGAUAGCGCUCAACUGGUGUGUGUGAACAACACAAGUUGCAACGCAGAAACAGGUCAGAUUGAAACCACAACUGCACCAACAACGACAACGGAAGCAACAACAACGACAGAAACACCAACAACAGUUGCAGAAGUAACACCUCCAGCAGAGUGUACAAGCGUUGGUAAAUAUCCUGCCCAAAAUUGCAAUCAAUAUUACGAAUGUGUGUCAUUCCUCUGGUUCUGGUACAGUUUAAAUUUGGUAAAUUGUUCAUCUGGACAAGCCUUCGACAGCGCUCAACUGGUGUGCGUGAACAACACAAGUUGCAAUGCAGAAACAGGUCAGUUUGAAACCACAACUGAACUACCAACAACCACAACGGAAGCAUCAACAACGACAGAAACACCAACAGUUGCAGAAGUAACACCUCCAGCUGAGUGUAAGAGCGCAAGAAAAUAUCCUGCCCAAAAUUGCAAUCAGUAUUACGAAUGUACGUCAUUCCUGUGGUGGUACAAUUUAAAUUUGUUAAAUUGUUCAUCUGGGCAAGCCUUCGACAGCGCUCAACUGGAAUGUGUCAACAACACAAGUUGCAACGCAGAAACUGGCCAGAUUGAAACCAUAACUGCACUAACAACAACAACGGAAGCAUCAACAACGACAGAAACACCAACAACGACAGAUACACCAACAACAGUUGCAGAAGUAACACCUCCAGCAGAGUGUACAAGCGUUGGUAAAUAUCCUGCCCAAAAUUGCAAUCAAUAUUACGAAUGUGUGUCAUUCCUCUGGUUCUGGUACAGUUUAAAUUUGGUAAAUUGUUCAUCUGGACAAGCCUUCGACAGCGCUCAACUGGUGUGCGUGAACAACACAAGUUGCAAUGCAGAAACAGGUCAGUUUGAAACCACAACUGAACUACCAACAACCACAACGGAAGCAUCAACAACGACAGAAACACCAACAGUUGCAGAAGUAACACCUCCAGCUGAGUGUACGAGUGCCAGUAAAUAUCCUGCUCAAAACUGCAAUCAGUAUUACGAAUGUGUGUCAAUCCUGUGGUGGUACAAUUUGAAAUUACUAAACUGUUCGUCUGGACAGGUUUUCAGCAGCACAGAACUAACUUGUAUUGAUAAUACCAGCUGUAGUUCAGAAACGGGUAAAUUAGAAACAACAGCUGCUCCAACUAUAGCUCCUACUACGACGGAAACUGCUACAUCGACAAGUUCCACAGCAACAGAAUCAACAACAGAAUCAAAAACAGAAUCAACGACAGAACUAGUAUCUGCCACUGAUGAACAAGUCACAUCAACAACAGAAUGGACAACAGUUUCGACACUAUCUUCGACAACAGAAUCUACGACUGUUCCAGCGCCACAAUCGUCUAUAUCAGUUUCAACAACGGUAACAACAACGCAGUCGUCGACAGAAGAUUCAACAACAGACCCAACAGCGGAAUCGACGACAGUUUCAACAACAUACUUAUCGACAGCAGAAUCUACGACUGUUCCAGUAACACAAUCAUCUACAUCCGUUUCACCAUCAGUAACAACACUAACAUCGAUAACAGAAUCUACAACUGUUCCAGUAAUAAAAUCAUCUACAUCCGUUCCACCAACAGUAACAACACAGUCAUCAACAGAACAGUCAACGACAGACCCAACAACGGAAUCGACGACAAAUUCAAUAACACAAUAUUCGACAUCAGAAUCCACGAUAGUUAAAACAACCCAAUCAUCUACAUCCGUUGCAUCAUCAGUAACAACACAGUCAUCUACAGAAGAGUCAACGAUAGACCCAACAACGGAAUCAACGACAGGUUCAAUAACUCACUCCUCAACAUCAGAAUCCACGAUAGUUCCAACAACCCAGUCACCUACAUCUGCUUCAACAACGGUAACAACACAGUCGUCGACAGAAGAGUCAACAACAGACCCAACAACGGAAUCGACGACAGAUUCGACGACACACUCGUCGACAGCAGAAUCUACGACUAUUCCAGUAACACAAUCAUCUACAUCCGUUGCACCAUCAGUAACAACACAGUCAUCGAAAGAAGAGUCAACGAUAGACCCAACAACGGAAUCGACGACAGUAUCAACAACACAAUCUUCAACAUCAGAAUCCACGAUAGUUCCAACAACCCAGUCGGCUACAUCAGCUUCAACAGAGGUAACAACACAAUCGUCGACAGAAGAGUCAACGACAGACUCGACCACGGAAUCGACGACAGGUUCAACAAAACAAACUUCAACAUCAGAAUCCACGAUAGUUCCAACAACCCAGUCAUCUAUAACUGCUUCAACAACGGUAACAACAACACAAUCGUCGACAGAAGAGUCAACCACAGACCCAACAACGGAAUCGACGACAGUAUCAACUACACAAUCUUCAACAUCAGAAUCCACGACAGUUCCAACAACCCAGUCAUCUACAUCGUCAACAACAGACCCAACAACGGAAUCGACGACAGAUUCGACGACACACUCGUCGACAGCAGAAUCUACGACUAUUCCAGUAACACAAUCAUCUACAUCCUCAACGAUAGACCCAACAACGGAAUCGACGACAGUAUCAACAACACAAUCUUCAACAUCAGAAUCCACGAUAGUUCCAACAACCCAGUCGGCUACAUCAGCUUCAACAGAGGUAACAACACAAUCGUCGACAGAAGAGUCAACGACAGACUCGACCACGGAAUCGACGACAGGUUCAACAAAACAAACUUCAACAUCAGAAUCCACGAUAGUUCCAACAACCCAGUCAUCUAUAACUGCUUCAACAACGGUAACAACAACACAAUCGUCGACAGAAGAGUCAACCACAGACCCAACAACGGAAUCGACGACAGUAUCAACUACACAAUCUUCAACAUCAGAAUCCACGACAGUUCCAACAACCCAGUCAUCUACAACUGCUUCAACAACGGUAACAACAACACAAUCGUCGACAGACGAGUCAACCACAGACCCAACAACGGAAUCCACGACAGUUCCAACAACACAAUCUUCAACAUCAGAAUCCACGACAAUUCCAACAACCCAGUCAUCUACAACUGCUUCAACAACGGUAACAACAACACAGUCGUCGACAGAAGGGGCAACCACAGACCCAAUAACGGAAUCGACGACAGUAUCAACAACACAAUCUUCAACAUCAGAAUCCACGACAGUUCCAACAACCCAGCCUUCUACAUCGGCUUCAACAAUGGUAACAACAACACAAUCGUCGACAGAAGAGUCAACCAAAGACCCAACAACGGAAUCGACGACAGGUUCAACAACGCAAUCUUCAGCAUCAGAAUCCACGACAGUUCCAACAACCCAGUCAUCUACAUCGGCUUCAACAACGGUAACAACAACACAAUCAGAAUCCACGACAGUUCCAACAACCCAGUCAUCUACAUCGGCUUCAACCAGACCAACAACGGAAUCGACGACAGUAUCAACAACACAAUCUUCAACAGAAGAAUUCACGACAAUUCCAACAACCCAGUCAUCUACAUCGGCUUCAACAACGGUAACAACAACACAAUCGUCGACAGAAGAGUCAACCACAGACCGAACAACGGAAUCGACGACAGUAUCAACAACGCAAUCUUCAACAUCAGAAUCCACGAUAGUUCCAACAACCCUGUCAACUACAUCUGCUUCAACAACGGUAACAACAACACAAUCGUCGACAGAAGAGUCAACCACAGACCCAAUAACGGAAUCGACGACAUUAUCAACAACACAAUCUUUAACAUCAGAAUCCACGACAGUUCCAACAACGCAGUCAUCUACAUCUGCUUCAACAACGUUAACAACACAAUCGUCGACAGAAGAGUCAACAACAGACCCAACAACGGAAUCGACGACAGGUUCAACAACGCAAUCUUCAACAUCAGAGUCCACGACAGUUCCAACAACCCAGUCAUCUACAUCGGCUUCAACAACGGUAACAACAACACAAUCGUCGACAGAAGAGUCAACCACAGACCCAACAACGGAAUCGACGACAGUAUCAACAACACAAUCUUCAACAUCAGAAUCCACGACAGUUCCAACAUCCCAGUCAUCUACAUCUGCUUCAACAACGGUAACAACAACACAAUCGUCGACAGAAGUGUCAACCACAGACCCAACAACGGAAUCGACGACAGGUUCAACAACGCAAUCUUUAACAUCAGAAUCCACGAUAGUUCCAACAACCCAGUCAUCUACAUCUGCUUCAACAACGGUAACAACAACACAAUCGUCGACAGAAGAGUCAACAACAGACCCAACAACGGAAUCGACGAUAGGUUCAACAACAACGCUAUCUUCAACAUCAGAAUCCACGAUAGUUAAAACAAGACAGUCAUCUACAUCUGCUUCAACAACGGUAACAACAACACAAUCGUCGACAGAAGAGUCAACCACAGACCCAACAACGGAAUCGACGACAGUAUCAACAACACAAUCUUCAACAUCAGAAUCCACGACAAUUCCAACAACCCAGCCAUCUACAACUGCUUCAACAACGGUAACAACAACACAGUCGUCGACAGAAGGGGCAACCACAGACCCAAUAACGGAAUCGACGACAGUAUCAACAAAACAAACUUCAACAUCAGAAUCCACGACAGUUCCAACAACCCAGUCAUCUACGUCGGCUUCAACAACGAUAACAACAACACAAUCGUCGACAGACGAGUCAACCACAGACCCAACAACGGAAUCGACGACAGUAUCAACAACACAAUCUUCAACAUCAGAAUCCACGACAGUUCCAACAACCCAGCCUUCUACAUCGGCUUCAACAAUGGUAACAACAACACAAUCGUCGACAGAAGAGUCAACCACAGACCCAACAACGGAAUCGACGACAGGUUCUACAACGCAAUCUUCAACAUCAGAAUCCACGAUAAUUCCAACAACCCAGUCAUCUACAUCUGCUUCAACAACGGUAACAACACAGUCAUCGACAGAAGACUCGAUAACAGAGCCAACAACGGAAUCGACGACAAUAUCAACAACACAAUCUUCGACAUCAGAAUCCACGAUAGUUCUAACAACCCAAUCAACUACAUCGCUGUCAACAACGGAAUCAACAACACAAUCUCCUACAUCAAACUCAACAACGCUGUCAGCAACGGCAUCGACAACGCAUUUAUCAACAGAAAAAUCGACGACAGUUUCAACACCAUCAUCGACAACAGAAUCUACAACCUCAACAACUACUGAACCAGUGACACCUCCAGCAGAAUGUACAAGUGCUAGAAAGUAUCCUGCACCAAAUUGCAACCAGUACUACGAAUGUACAUCAUUCUUAUGGUGGUACAAUUUGAAUUUAAAUACUUGUCCAACAGGGCAAUCAUUUAACGCCGAUCAGCUUGUAUGUGUUGAUGAUGCCACUUGUGGUGCUACCACAACUACUACAACGCCAGCUACAGAAACAGUGACACCUCCAGCAGAAUGUACAAGUGCUGGAAAAUACCCUGCACCAAACUGCAACCAGUACUACGAAUGUACAUCAUUCUUAUGGUGGUACAAUUUGAAUUUAAAUACUUGUCCAACAGGGCAAUCAUUUAACGCCGAUCAGCUUGUAUGUGUUGAUGAUGCCACAUGUGGCGCUACCACAUAACCACUUCAACGUUCACUACAAC
This is a messenger RNA of Anoplophora glabripennis (Asian longhorned beetle), 6028 nucleotides long. RefSeq names its product mucin-22-like. Gene Ontology annotation, cellular component: extracellular region. NCBI's taxonomy places the organism in Eukaryota, Metazoa, Arthropoda, Insecta, Coleoptera, Cerambycidae. Gene Ontology annotation, molecular function: chitin binding. The record is from RefSeq and is a predicted model, not a curated record.